AUGCCUACAGAGAUACCACAGAUGGACAUGGACUGGUACCCUCCCCGAUGGAAUGCAGCCGACAUCCCACCUCAUCUGCUCCAAUCCGGACCACCUCCAGUAGCACCAACAUCAUCAGGUCCAGAGCCAAACGAUAUUUUCAAUAGGCUAAAAUGGUCUGUACUAGAUUCUCCAUCGGACGUACAGGUCUUUGGACCGGACGACGAAGGAGUUUUGCAAUGGCGCCCACUUACCGAGGAGUCCAGCAAGUCACAGCUUGACGAGACGGCAAUGUAUCCUCCAAAAUCACGCCUGGAAAUCACGAUUGAACCACUGCAAAGCUGGUGGCACUGGCACGAUUCGGAUACAAAGCAUCUACGGCCAGCACAAUUGCUCAUUGAGAACGCAGACGGACAGCCGAUCUCUGUUCGGCAAUUCAUCCAAGCCGUUCACGCCUAUGCACUUCCCCUGCGCAAGCUUCUUCUGCGGUGCAUGGAUGUAACAGACCCAUCGAAUCAACAGCGCGCACGUUUCUUCUUCGACAUGAUUACGGGAGGCUCAGUGGGGGAAGUAUCCGGCCAGCAAGGAUUCGCGGUCAACGUUGUGGAGGACCCUGCGGGUGAUGGAGAGAAAUGUGCAUGGAUUUGGGAAAAUGUGGAGAUUAAGGUCAAGAAACAGUCUGCCUCUCAGUGA
Molecule: messenger RNA, 672 nt
Organism: Alternaria arborescens
Lineage: Eukaryota; Fungi; Ascomycota; Dothideomycetes; Pleosporales; Pleosporaceae
Exons: 1
Coding region: 1-672 (223 amino acids)
Source: RefSeq, a predicted model, not a curated record